This is a messenger RNA of Pieris macdunnoughi, 2121 nucleotides long. Lineage: Eukaryota; Metazoa; Arthropoda; Insecta; Lepidoptera; Pieridae. The record is from the annotation of a GenBank genome assembly.
AUGACAAAAGUGGACAAAGAAUCGUUGGCUGGUCCUGUGGACUGUAAACCUAUCAUUGUUGACAGGAGCCACAAGGUGAAUAUCGCCCCUACGCACCAUAAAACCCUCACCCAUUUGCCCAAACGACCCCCAGUGGACUUAGCUUUUACGGAUCUUACAUACAAUGUGCAGGAAGGAAGGAAAAGCAAUGUCAAGACGAUCCUCAAGUCGGUGUCAGGAAGACUGCGGUCGGGUGAGCUUACUGCAAUCAUGGGACCCUCUGGCGCGGGAAAAUCUACUUUGCUCAACAUUCUUACUGGCUACAAAACGUCUGGUAUGGAAGGCAGUAUAACAGUAAACGGCAUGGAACGCAACCUGUCUAGCUUCCGCAAGCUCUCCUGCUACAUUAUGCAGGAUAACCAGUUGCACGGUAACCUGACUGUCGAGGAGGCUAUGAAAGUGGCGACGUCGCUCAAACUGCCCAGCGCUACUUCAAGGGAAGAUAAGGAGGAAGUGAUUCAAGAGAUCCUCGAAACACUUGGUCUAGCCGAUCACCUGAAAACCAUGACUUCGAACCUGUCUGGAGGACAAAAAAAGCGUCUUUCAAUCGCGUUGGAGCUGGUUAACAACCCACCGAUUAUGUUCUUCGACGAACCAACAUCUGGUCUCGACAGUUCUUCUUGCUUCCAAUGUAUUUCCUUGUUGAAGACAUUGGCGAGUGGUGGUAGAACCAUUAUUUGUACCAUUCACCAGCCAUCUGCGCGUUUGUUUGAGAUGUUUGACCACUUGUACACGCUCGCUGAAGGCCAGUGUGUUUAUCAAGGCAGUACUGGAAGGCUAGUGGAAUGGCUGGGCAGCUUGAACCUGCAGUGUCCGUCAUACCACAACCCGGCGUCUUUCAUCAUAGAAGUAUCGUGUGGGGAGUAUGGCGAGAACACGAGCAAACUUGUCCGGGCUAUUGAAAAUGGGAAGAAUGAUAUCAGAAAUGGCAAACCAUUCCCAACUCAACCGAAUUACAAUAACCAGAAAGAUAUGGAGGUAUCUGCGAAGAGCGCUAUAGGAUGGAACGUAAACGAUGCGUCCCAAAUAAGAGAUAAAUUCGCCGGGGACGUACCAAAUAGUGCGAAUGGGGCAAAUGGGACGAACAGUACGAGUAAUUUGCAGAACGGUUUAUUGCAGUUCGCCGCUAAUGAAAUUUCUAAGGGUAGUAAAGCCGAGCCACUGGUAGUACAAAUGGACACAGAGAAGCAAGACAAUGCUGAAGUGGCCCUUUUAGGCACUGAUGGAUCCCCGCGUAGAUAUGCCACAUCCGAAGCCAAACAAUUCUGGGUUGUGCUUACAAGGACUUUGCUCUUCAGUAGAAGAGAUUGGACUCUUAUGUACUUGCGUCUCUUCGCUCACAUUUUGGUCGGCUUCUUGAUCGGUGCUCUCUACUACGACAUUGGUAACGAUGGGUCCAAGGUGCUCUCAAAUCUCGGUUUCCUGUUCUUCAAUAUGCUGUUCCUCAUGUACACUUCUAUGACCAUCACUAUAUUGAGUUUCCCCCUAGAGAUGCCUGUGUUAGUAAAAGAACACUUCAAUCGAUGGUACUCGCUACGAUCUUAUUAUUUGGCUAUCACCGUUUCAGAUAUUCCCUUCCAGGCGAUAUUCUGUAUAAUCUAUGUGGUGAUUGUAUACCUGCUGACGUCACAACCGCUAGAGUGGUUCCGGUUUUCGAUGUUCCUCUCUUCGUGUCUCCUUAUAUCGUUUGUGGCACAAAGUGUUGGACUUGUUGUGGGUGCCGCUAUGAAUGUGCAGAACGGAGUAUUUCUUGCGCCAGUGAUGUCGGUUCCAUUCCUUUUAUUCAGUGGUUUCUUCGUGUCGUUUAACGCGAUACCUGUAUACCUGCGAUGGAUCACCUAUGUGUCGUAUAUUCGAUACGGUUUCGAAGGAACUGCACUAGCAACGUAUUCCUUCAAUAGGACUAAUCUUGCGUGUCAUCAGGCCUACUGUCACUUUAAGAAACCAGAGAUAACACUAGAAGAGCUUGACAUGACCAACGCAGACUUCACACUCGACAUAGCAGCGUUGUGCCUCAUUUUCUUACUCCUUCGUAUUUCUGCUUUCCUCUUCCUUCGUUGGAAACUCCGCUCCACUAGAUAG